Molecule: messenger RNA, 774 nt
Organism: Penicillium longicatenatum
Lineage: Eukaryota; Fungi; Ascomycota; Eurotiomycetes; Eurotiales; Aspergillaceae
Product: synaptobrevin family protein
Exons: 2
Coding region: 1-774 (257 amino acids)
Biological process (GO): vesicle-mediated transport
Cellular component (GO): membrane
Source: RefSeq, a predicted model, not a curated record
AUGGCGUCCUCCUCGAAACCUCAGAGCUCCCUGCUCUAUUCCUGCAUCGCACACCGCACAACCAUCCUGGCCGAGCACUCCUCCCCAGGAUCAUCAUCCACAUCGGCCUCCUCCCUCGCAUCCGUCAUCCUGCCCAAGAUCACCCACGACAAGCCCCAGAAGUUAACUUUCACCCACGAACGCCUGUUCGUACACUACAUCGCCGACUCGCCAAAGGGCGGGUCCGCAGAUGAUAUAAAUGGACGCACCGAGCAAAACUCCUACGCACCUUUAAGCUACAUCGUAGUAGCAUCUGCCGAACAAGGCCGCCGCAUCCCCUUCGCCUUCUUGCUCGAAAUGAAGCGCAACUUCCUCUCCAAGUAUCCACCCGCCAGCACAGACUUCUCUCUGUUCCCAGCAUACGGCUGCGCAUCUUUCAACACAGACCUUCGCGCCCUGCUCCAGACAUACAACACCACUCCACCGGCAGACUCCCUGGCGUCUGCCCGCCGCGAGAUCGACAGCGUGCGCGACAUCAUGACGGAGAAUAUUGAGCGCGUGCUCGAACGAGGCGAGCGCAUUGAUUUGCUGGUCGAUAAGACUGACCGGCUGGGUGGGAGUGCACACGAUUUCCGCCUACGUAGUCGGGGUCUGCGUCGGCGGAUGUGGUGGAAGAAUAUUAAGUUGAUGGUGCUCCUUGGCUUUGUGGUAGUCUUCCUUCUGUACCUGUUCAUUGGGUUCGGGUGUGGACUGCCAGCUUGGUCGAAGUGUGUCGGACAUAAGAACAGCCAGUAA